Molecule: messenger RNA, 1760 nt
Organism: Chanos chanos (milkfish)
Lineage: Eukaryota; Metazoa; Chordata; Actinopteri; Gonorynchiformes; Chanidae
Gene: slc38a5b
Product: solute carrier family 38 member 5b
Exons: 16
Coding region: 162-1574 (470 amino acids)
Biological process (GO): L-histidine transmembrane transport; L-glutamine transport; glycine transport
Cellular component (GO): plasma membrane
Molecular function (GO): L-glutamine transmembrane transporter activity; glycine transmembrane transporter activity
Source: RefSeq, a predicted model, not a curated record
AAAAACACUACACCUCCAACAGGAAUACAUCUUAAAGAAUGCUUCAACACAUGUAUCUUUGAAAGAGCAACAUUUCAGCACAAAAGGAUCUAAGCUUGAGAGAGCUUCCCCAAAUCAAAUUUUAACAGCAUCAGCGGCCUGUAAGAAAACAAAACGAAAACAUGGAGCUACAGAAACUGUCCAAUGGUAACCAUUGCCACGACUUUGCCCCUCUUGAAGAAGAAUUAUCGCCUGAGCAAGAGGAGUUCCUUCCACACAAGUCUGAUGGAAGAAAGAUGCCCCAGUUUACAGAUUUUGAAGGGAAGACCUCAUUUGGAAUGUCUGUCUUCAACCUCAGUAACGCAAUCAUGGGCAGUGGAAUUCUAGGACUGGCUUAUGCCAUGUCAAACACUGGAAUCAUUCUCUUUCUAAUCCUGUUGACUUGCAUAGCAGUUCUUUCCUCUUACUCUAUUCAUCUUCUCCUGAAAAGUGCUGGAGUUGUGGGUAUACGUGCAUAUGAGCAGCUGGGGAAACGUGCGUUUGGAAACCCAGGGAAAGUACUGGCUGCCAUGGUCGUAACCAUGCACAACAUAGGAGCAAUGUCUAGCUACCUCUUCAUUGUGAAAUAUGAACUACCCCUGGUCAUUCAGACCUUCCUUGGUCAAGAGUCAAGCAGUGGAGAAUGGUACUUCAAUGGAAAUUAUCUCAUUGUCAUUGUGUCUGUCUGUGUCAUCCUUCCUCUGGCACUAAUGAGACACUUGGGAUACCUUGGCUACACCAGUGGUUUCUCUCUGACGUGCAUGGUCUUUUUCCUAAGCGCGGUCAUAUAUAAGAAGUUCAACAUCCCCUGUCCCUUCGAGUCUUUUGGGAAUCAUUCAGUCAAUACCUCUUCUGAAGGAGAAUGUGAAGCAAAACUCUUCACCGUCAACCAGCAGACAGCAUACACAGUUCCCAUCUUGGCAUUUGCCUUUGUCUGUCAUCCUGAAGUGCUGCCCAUCUACACUGAGCUGCGCAAUCCUACGAAAAGACGCAUGCAGGCCAUUGCGAAUGCGUCCAUCCUUGGCAUGUUUGUCAUGUACCUACUCACAGCCAUCUUUGGUUAUCUAACUUUCUUUGCUAACACGGAAGCGGAGCUUCUUCACACCUACAGUAAAGUGGACCCUAUGGACACCCUCAUCCUGUGUGUGCGCCUGGCUGUCCUCGUAGCCGUCACUCUGACAGUUCCUGUUGUGCUCUUCCCUAUUCGUAGAGCUUUGCUGCAGCUGUUAUUUCCUGAGAAACCUUUUCACUGGGUGCGUCACGUCUCCAUUGCCGUUGCUCUCCUCUUUGUCGUCAACCUCCUGGUCAUCUUUGUUCCCAAUAUUCGAGACAUUUUUGGCAUCAUUGGGGCAACCUCUGCACCAAGUUUAAUUUUCAUCCUUCCAGGAUUGUUCUACAUCCGCAUAGUUCCUACUGACAUGGAGCCAAUGAAAUCCAGACCAAAAAUCCAAGCUGCUUGUUUCACAGCACUGGGCUUCAUCUUCAUGACCAUGAGCCUUACUUUUAUUGCUCUGGACUGGAUCUAUGGGGAGAGCCGGAGCAUGGGAGCACACUAGACCUCUACCACGACUACUGGGGUCCCAAAGCCUGUUACGCAGAGCACUCUAAAGCCAUCCUGCCCCUUGAUCCAGAAUGCAGUAUGGGAGACACCUUACACCAUUAACAGGCUGGACCCAUCUUCUUUUGAGUUUUACCUGAGGUUUUUUAGGGUAAGACUGAGGUCCAAUCAUUUAAAAAAAAAA